AUGAUGAAGGACACCACCCAAGCGCAGAUCCAACGAGUGUUAGAGGUGGCGAGUGUUGAUCGAGGAUCACGAGGAGAUCAAGUGGUCGACCACCAAAAGACUUUGGAUCUGGAGGCGCAAGACCUAACUGAGGUAGAUCCGCGUUGGGUCCAUGCCUACAGAUUUUUCAGUGUCCUUAAAUGUAAGAUCGCCACCACCCUGGUCCUGCGGUAUUUUGAUCCAGAUCGGCGAGCUACGGUUGUGUUGUAUGCUAGAUCGUUGAUGCAAGAAUACGACAAGAUCUACCACCCCGUGGUGUUUGCGAGUCGUACUCUGAAAGCGAACGAGUUGAAUUAUGGUAUCGCGGAGAAGGAGGUGCUAGCCUUGUUAAGGAUCCUCCGUCUUAACUAUAAUGCCCUGGUCGGACGCCCGAUCCAUUAUCCACGACGCAAGAUCCAGGCUCCGAUACCCACUAUUGGACGCAACGAGGAUCAAUACGCUGUUAGCUUCGACGGAUCCGCUUGUGUCAAGAGAGGUGGAGGCGCCAACAGCUCGAUCUUGGGGAAGUUGCCCGAAUGGAGUGAUCUGACAGUGAACGAAGCAGAAUACCAUGUAUUAUUGUUGUGUUUGAAUCUGUUGGAAGAUCUGGAUUCACGACGUCUAGUGAUCUGCGGAGACUCGAACCUCGUGAUCCGACAGGUACGAGGUGAGAUCGAUUGUAAGGCACCAGGUUUGACAUUGCUAUGCCAGAAGGUUCUCGAUCAACUACGCACUUGGGCAGAUCAUGAGCUGCAACGAUGCGGGAUCGAGGUUGACUCUGAGAAGGAGAUCCAGGAUCUAGUGACUUUGAACCGACUCGACGAGAUUCUGGUAGUGAAGAUCGAAGAUGAGACUGCAUGUGUAUCGGCGGUGACGACCCGAUCCAAGGCUAGACCCGGAGUGCGGACGGGACUCAUUCGUGAGAAAAUUGUAAGAGAACUGUGGAUGGAGCGGAUCCGGCAAGCACAUGAUGAGGAGUCGUGGAUCUCAGGAUUGAAGAAGUAUUUGGUUGGAGAGAUCAGAGAUCUGAUACAAGAAGACGCUAAGGUAUUUGGAUCCAUCGCCAUUAAUUAUGAAGUGGAUCAGUCGGAUUUACUCCUCUACCGUCCAAUAACCAAGGAAGCCGCUGCCGAUCGAGACAAGUUGAUGCGAUUGGUGCGCUUCAGCAGGAUAUUUUGCAUCACUGCCUUACGAGUCUACAGGGUGGUCAUCAAGGAAUUGGUCGGGUCCACGAUCGGAUCCGAGAUCAUUUCCACUAGAGAGAAUUAUACAAGAGCGUACAGCGAUAUGUGGGAGAAUGUGUCGAUCGACAUCGGAUCCAGGGCAACCUACCCGUUCCAGAUCAUCGCCAUGGAUCACAUACCUUCGCUGCCCAGAUCUUUCAAUGGCAACACAGAGCUGUUGAUCUUUGUGGAUCUACGUGGUUGUCAAGGCCAGCGCCUCUUGAUCUAG
Molecule: messenger RNA, 1470 nt
Organism: Phytophthora megakarya
Lineage: Eukaryota; Oomycota; Peronosporomycetes; Peronosporales; Peronosporaceae
Source: the annotation of a GenBank genome assembly